Messenger RNA from Yarrowia lipolytica CLIB122, 1782 nucleotides. Its product is annotated as CBS/PB1 domain-containing protein. Gene Ontology annotation, molecular function: protein binding. The record is from RefSeq and is a predicted model, not a curated record. NCBI's taxonomy places the organism in Eukaryota, Fungi, Ascomycota, Dipodascomycetes, Dipodascales.
AUGUCUCGAAACACGCCGUCGCGGUUCUCCAACUACUCGGGCACGUCCGGCACGCAGAGCCCAAUCGACUCGCUGACGGAAUCGCGAAAACGACAGUCGAAAAAGGACGAGGCGAUCCGCCGAAAGCUGGAGACAGAUCUCAGCAAAAGAAGCCAUGUCCGCCCCAAACCAACCAAGAAGAUUGUGUCCGGCACGGUCAUGGCACUCAAACCGUCGCCCGCCGUCACCAUCAAGCCCAAGACGUCGGUGUCCGAGGCGGCACAGCUCAUGAGCGCAAAGAGAGAAAACUGCGUGCUGGUGAUUGAAGAUGACAACAUUAGCGGCAUCUUCACAGCCAAAGACCUGGCGUUCAAGGUCGUGGGCUCGGGCCUCGAUGCCUCCGUCACCACCGUCGACCAGAUCAUGACUCGUAACCCGCUCUACGCCACCACCAACACCAGUGCCACCGAAGGUCUCAAUCUCAUGGUCAACAAGGGCUUCCGUCAUCUGCCCGUCAUGGACGAAAACAACGAGGUCUCUGGUAUUCUGGAUAUCACAAAGUGCUACCAUGAGGCCAUGGAGAAGCUGGAGCGCGCCUACCAGAGCUCUCGAAAGCUGUACGACGCCCUGGAAGGUGUGCAGACAGAGCUGGGAUCGUCGCAGCCCGCCCAGAUCAUCAACUACGUCGAGGCUCUCAAACAACGCAUGGAGGGCCCCGACCUGGAGUCUGUGCUCGACGGCACGCCACCCACUUAUGUUGAUGUCCGAACCACCGUAUUCGAGGCUGCCUCUCUCAUGAAACAGAACCACACCACCGCCGUGCUGGUGACCGACCACGACCAGGUCAAGGGUAUCUUCACCAGUAAGGAUGUCGUUCUGCGAGUCAUUGCUGCAGGUCUGGACCCCAAGAACUGCUCCGUCAUCCGCGUCAUGACCCCCCAUCCUGACGUGGCUCCUCAAAACAUGUCCAUCCAGGUCGCCCUCCGAACCAUGCAUGAGGGCCGAUACCUGAACCUGCCUGUGAUGGGCCCCAACGCCGAGCUUGUGGGUGUUGUCGAUGUGCUCAAACUCACCUACGCCACUCUGGAGCAGAUCAACACUAUGAGCACCGGUGACUCCGAGGGUCCUGCAUGGAACAAGUUCUGGAUGUCGUUGGACGACGGCUCCGAGGCUGGCUCCGAGACCAAUAGCCACAACCGCAUCAUGUCGCCUGUUUCUGUGUCGUCUCCAGAAGUGAGCCACUCCGAGCUCGCCCAAUUUGGUGUGGGAGAGGUGGGUCCCUCCGAUUCCAUCUCCACCGAUGGCUACGACCGGCCAGGCAGCAACGCCGCUGGAAUGAUUGCGACCAUGCCCUUCCAGUUCAAGUUCAAGUCUCCCAGCGGCCGAAACCACCGUCUUACAGUCGUGCCCAAUGCUGGUGUUACUGCUCUCAGAACAUCCAUUUCCGACAAGCUGUCUGUGGGCGACGUGGAGCUUGUGACGCAAAACUAUGCCAUCAGUUACAUUGAUGACGAGGGCGAUAUUGUGGCCAUCACAUCCGACCAAGAUCUGCUGGAUGCUGUUUCCAUCACCCGACGGGCUGGUCUGGAGAAGGCCGAUCUGUUUAUCCAUCAUCCCGAUAAUGAAGUCAAGCCUGUGGUGACGCAGAAGCUGGAGGACUCUGUGGAAAUUCCCGUCAAGGCCGCCGCUGCUCCUGCUCCGGAAAUCAUCCCUGGUCUGAGUAAUGAUCUGCUGCUGCCUGGUGCGGUUGCUGUGGUUGCUGCUGCUUGCGCUGUUGCUUUCAGUCUUGGCCGAGCCAGAUAG